CGAGCUUUCUAUUGGGAGACUAUAUAAGAGUACAGAGUACCAGAGCCGGAGCCGGAGCCGGUAGUACACUUAGAUGGCAAACCACUUUCACCAGGGGUUCCAUCCCACGGCAUUGCACCAAUAUGGCUUAGGAGAGCAAGCGAGGAUAUUACGCUUGCAGACUAGGAUCCUACUCACAGAUUUUGGUGAAGUAUUUUUACCCUCACAAGAGGCAAAAUAUGAAUCUCACACCCUGCUCGCCCGUAACUGGAUUCUCAUUGGCACGACCGAAUGAGAUAAGCUGGCUUGUCAUGACUGUACUUCCUUCGACUGAGCCAAACCAAACGGAGCUCUCUGCCUUUAUUGAUGAAGGACGAAACGCUCGUUGGAAAGGUGCUAGUUGGAACAUGAGCGGUUUGAUAUAGCUAGAUCAUAGGUGCGUUCGAUAUUUUUCCAUAAGUUCGUCGCGGGUAUGCACUGGAGCCAGAAGCAGAUCUCACUUUCAGGUUCCAGAAACAGGCGCGAAAAUAGAUGCGAGAAGAAUAGACCCAUUGUCAAAAUGGCAUCGACGUUGGCUGCGAGUCAACCAGUACAAUUUAAC
Messenger RNA from Aspergillus ruber CBS 135680, 580 nucleotides. RefSeq lists its product as uncharacterized. Lineage: Eukaryota; Fungi; Ascomycota; Eurotiomycetes; Eurotiales; Aspergillaceae. The record is from RefSeq and is a predicted model, not a curated record. The transcript has 2 exons. Bases 74 to 274 code for a protein of 66 amino acids.